UUCAAUUUGAAAGUGAUUUUGUUGAGAUAUUAUAGAUAUUUAUGAAACAAUGGCUUAUACAAAAAUAUCCAAAGUUAAAGAAGACGACGUGCUUGAAUGUUUUCUUUAUCCAAAAAUUUGUUACACAAAAUCUUCAGAGACUAUAACGGAAGAAAUUCUUUUACGAGAAAUUGAAAAAUUUAAUAAAGAAAUUACACCGUACGUUGAAGGUUAUAUCUGGCAUAAUGAUAAUUUAAUUUUUUAUCCUAGAACAAAGCAAGCGUUGUUGUUAGAAAAACUUCUUGAAAAUUCUACAAUUGUAGAAGAAUGUAGCAUAUUACCUCACAUUUAUGUACGUCUACGUUUUGAUGAGGACAUAAGUGACGAAUGGUUUGUGGUCUUUCUGAUAUUUAAACUUACUCAGAUUUUUGAUGGAUUAAUUGCUAAAGUUAUAGAUUCUGACGGUGAAUUUCUUUUAAUCGAAGCUGCAAAUGCUUUGCCUCCAUGGGCUAACCCUGAAACAUGUGAAAAUCAUGUAUUUGUAUAUAAUGGCGAAUUGUACAUUGUUCGUGAAAAAUACAAAACAUUUUUGGAUCUGUUAAACAAUCUCCAGGAGAGACCAUAUCUUUUCAAAGCUUCUGAGAAAGUACAAGAUAUAUUAAAAAAACGAAUUAAUAUGUACCCUAAUGAAAUUGAAAGAAGAUGUCACAAAGCACGAGUUUUUUUACCAGAGAAAGCAGUUUCGAUACUUCAACAAGAACCAAGACUGAUUGCGCUAGUUAUUCGAACUAUUUGUCACUCUGAUCCACUCGAGAGAAAAGUUUGUCGUGCCAUGAAAUAUUUUCCUCCUGAACAGCGUAUUAUGGUUAAUGUAAAAAUGACUAAAUGUUUGUAUGCAAUGGCAAAUCAUUGUCGAUAUACGGGAGAUCCAAGAACAGGAUGGAAUAUACCACCGAUAACUUAUUCAAAGUAUAAUGCUCAUGUACUUGGAAUCAAAAUAGCAUGUGGCUUGGAAAUGUUAAUUGCUCGUGCAAACGAAGAACGUAGAAAAAAAGAAAAGAGAUCACUUAACGAUUCGGAGAAAUUAAAAACAAAUGAAGAUAUUUUAAAUACUUAUUUAAGUCGUUUAGAAGUUAAUGGCUACUUUAGAAAUUUAUUAAAAGAUACCGAAGAAUAUGUAAAACUUUUGAAUGCAGCAAAAGAUUAUUACUUCAAAUACUUUAAUUUGUGUAAUUCCAUUACUGACAUUAAUAAAAGCGAUGCUGAAAAGAUUUUAGAAGCAUGGGAAAACAUACAAUCUAAUGACAUUGAAUUACAUGCUCAAGAUGAAGCUGCUUUAAGUCCUGCGGAUAGUGAUAGUUGGUUAAAUGUAGAUCCACUGCAGUUAGAAAUAUUUCUGAAUGAAAAGUGGGGAAAUGUUAAAAGCAAGAAACACGAGCAAGAAUCGUUAAGUCUUAAAGAAAAAGUGCAGAUGUUUUUAAAUCAAAAUAGUGAUAUUGAUGGUGUACAAUUUUUAGAAGAUCUUUCAACAGAGGCUGGCGUAAUGCACGACUCAGAAGACAAUGGGAAAGUUGAAUUCGAUGCAGACAUAUUCGACAGUACGUUACGAGGUAUAUUAGAUUUAGCUGUUCCAGGAAAUGAGGGGGAAUUUGAAGGAAGUUCAGAAGGAUCCUUGGGUGGUGAUGAUGAAGAUAAAAGAAAUGAAAUGGAUAAAUAUAUGCGAUUGUUAAAUUCAGAAUUACAAUCACAAAUAGAAAAAGAGGAGGAUUCUGAAACGAAUAAGAGCUCUGAUGUUAUAGAAGAUAAUCUGAUAAAAAGUAUUACAGAAGAAGCAGGCGGUUCAGGUCCAACUGGAAAUAUAAUAGGUAGACGACUUUUGCAUUUGCAAUUACAAUCACCCACCACUGUACCUCCAGAUUUACAAAGUUAAUAAUUCUAUCUAGAUAUUAAUGUCUUAAUACUCAAAUGUAUUAGCGAUUGUUAAUAGAUUGAAAUUCCUAUUAAUCGUUUCAUGCAAAGUAUGUCUUUAUUACUUUGAAAAAAGAAAAAAAAUGAAAUUUAAUAUCAAUAGCACGUUUACUGUUGAAAAAAGAAAGUAACUUUAUA
Molecule: messenger RNA, 2085 nt
Organism: Frieseomelitta varia
Lineage: Eukaryota; Metazoa; Arthropoda; Insecta; Hymenoptera; Apidae
Product: protein ecdysoneless
Exons: 5
Coding region: 50-1909 (619 amino acids)
Cellular component (GO): nucleus
Source: RefSeq, a predicted model, not a curated record